This is a messenger RNA of Capronia epimyces CBS 606.96, 834 nucleotides long. RefSeq lists its product as uncharacterized. The record is from RefSeq and is a predicted model, not a curated record. Gene Ontology annotation, biological process: protein transport; intra-Golgi vesicle-mediated transport; Golgi organization. The coding region runs from base 1 to 834 and encodes 277 amino acids. NCBI's taxonomy places the organism in Eukaryota, Fungi, Ascomycota, Eurotiomycetes, Chaetothyriales, Herpotrichiellaceae. Gene Ontology annotation, cellular component: COG complex; membrane. The transcript has 2 exons.
AUGAGUAGUCGCUUUUAUUUUGGUGGCUCAGACUCAGGUUCUGAUGUGGGCGACAACGAUGCGCCACUGCCGUUCCCAAAGCCAAUAGACCGCUCAGACUUCCUCACUCCCGAUUUCGAUCCCACUAGGUUCUUGUCUAGCUUGUCUGAUCGCUUUCAGACGCUGGAAGAUCUCCAGACUGAGUUACGUGACCUGAGCCACACACUCAACAAAGAACUGGUGGAUUUGGUCAAUGACAACUAUCAAGAAUUCCUCUCUUUGGGCAGCACUCUGUCGGGUGGCGAGGAGAAGAUCGAAGACAUUCGAGUCGGGAUGCUAGGGUUUCAACGAGACAUCAAAGCUGUCAGAGAAAAGGUCGAUGCGAGAAGGUUAGAGGUGACGGAACUACUGAAACAGAAGAAAGUACUCAAGCAAGAGGUUGGUGUGGGACGGGCACUGCUUGAGCUGGCAGAGCGUUUAGACCAGUUAGAAGGGAAGUUAAACAUUUCCCGUGGCAGGGCCUCAGAUCCAUCAGAUGGAAAAUUUCAGGAAGAAGAUAUACAAUGGGGUGAAGAGUGGACGGAGAUGGUCGUCAGUGAAAGUGACGAAGAAUAUGACUCGGAUGAAGGCGCUGUGCUGUCGCCCAGACUGAGGCGGAGGAUUGAAGAAUUUCUGAUUCUGAAACAUCUCGCCGGCAGGCACAGCCCGCGUCAUCCUUUUAUAUUGGCUCAGGAACCCCGGAUGAGGAAAAUCCAGGAGAUUUUGUUGUCCGACCUCGAUCUUACUAUCAAGGGAGAACCCGAGGGCAAGACCAAACAACAGGUGCUGCAGGUUCGCACUGCCGUGGAGCAUUGA